Molecule: messenger RNA, 1884 nt
Organism: Colletotrichum orchidophilum
Lineage: Eukaryota; Fungi; Ascomycota; Sordariomycetes; Glomerellales; Glomerellaceae
Product: PhoD-like phosphatase
Exons: 7
Coding region: 1-1884 (627 amino acids)
Source: RefSeq, a predicted model, not a curated record
AUGGUUCAGCCCAUUCUCGCUGUCUUGGCCGUUGCCGCCACGGCAUCGGCCGCCUUCACUGGUAACCUCAACUACCUGUCGCCGUCCAAGCAUCACGCCUCGCUGGGUGUCUCCAUUAGCAAGGUGGCCAAGCGCACCUACGCCAACGCGCACUGGAGUCCGGCGCAGCUCGAGUUCACGCACAGCGUGGCUUCUGGCGACCCGUACGAGGAUAGCGUCAUUCUGUGGACGCGAGCUGCUCCGACUACGGACAAUGACAGGAGCAAUGUGACCGUGAGCGGUUACGUUCCCUUGUAUGACCACAGCACCGAGGACUAUGUCAAGAAGAGCGACUCGCCGGUCUGCGUGAAAUGGAAAAUCAGCACGAGCAAGAGCUUUGAAUCUGUUGCCGACUCGGGUACUGCUUACACGAGCUCUGAUGUAGAUUACACGGUCAAGGUGGAGGCCAAGCGCUUGGCUCCUUUUACCGUCUACUUCUACCAAUUUGAAAUUUGCAACUCCAACAAAACGUCUCCGAUUGGUCGCACGAAGACGAUUCCUAAAAAGAACUCCCGUGUAGAAACGCCAAUCAAGCUUGCCGUCUACUCCUGCAGCAACUACCCCUUUGGUUUCUUCAACGCGUACGGUAACCCAGUGCGAAAAGAUUCGGUUGAUUUUAUGGUCCACCUCGGAGACUACAUAUAUGAAUACCGCAACGGCGAGUACGGCUGGGGCAACUCAAUUGGGCGAAUCCCUCUUCCCGAUCGUCAGAUCUAUACAUUGUAUGACUACCGCAAGCGUAUUGCAACUUACCGGACAGAUCUGGACUUGUUGGCCAGCCACCAGAACUUCGCUUGGAUUACGGUCUGGGAUGACCACGAGGUUUCGGACAACACAUGGCGAGAUGGUGCCUCGGAGCUUAACAACACUGAAGCUUCUUUCAUCGCCGACGGAGGUGUCUCAGUUGAUCAGCGCAAGAUGAACGCCGUCCGCGCGUACUUUGAGUGGAUGCCUCUCCGUCAGGUUGACAUGGAUGAUAACCUCCGCAUCUGGAGAGAGUUCAACUUUGGCAACCUGUUCGAUCUUGUUAUGCUGGAUACUCGCCAAUAUGAUCGCGCUAUCACCGAUGUCUACACCAACACCGACUACAUCCACGCCAUCUCCAACGAAGCAAGCCGCUCCCUCAUGGGCCCCCGCCAAGAAGCCUGGUUCUACAAGACGCUGCGCAAAAGUUCGACCCGCGGCACGGCGUGGCGGGUCAUUGGUAACCAAAUCAUCUUUAGCCGCAUGAACGAGAGCUUGUCAAACGGCAACGAGAACCCCAUGAACUACGACCAGUGGGACGGCUACCAGGCGAACCGCAACCGCACCUUCCAGGCCCUAUACGAGCACAAUAUCGGCAACAACAUCUUCCUCGCGGGUGACUCGCACGCCUCGUGGGCGUCGGAUCUCGUCUGGCUCGGCGAGUACGCGUACGACCAGAACACGGGCGUAAACUCCGUCGGCGCCGAGUUCGGGGGCUCGGCCGUCAGCUCGCCCUGCCCGGCCGGACAGAACAUUACUUUGGCAAAGGCGAAUGCAGGCUCUGCUUGGCUUACGGCUGCGAACCGCGAGUUGCAAUGGCAAGACCUGUUUUACAGAGGAUACUUUGAGCUCAGCAUUGAUUACGACGCUGUGAAUGCCUCUUACUUCGGUAUUCCUACCACGAGAAUCAAGCAGGGAUACGAGAUUUCCCUGGCCAACUUUACUGUGUUGGCGGGUGAGAACAAGCUUCAUAGAUGGAAUGGGUCUACUGUUUAUGGGGGUGUUGCUGAGAGCGGCAGCUUGAAGAACGGCCGUGUCGUGCAGACGAACUUGACGCAUGACACGGGCAGCGGCGCGUAUUUCAAGUACAAUUCGCCCUAA